Orbicella faveolata is the source of this 3868-nucleotide messenger RNA. RefSeq names its product WD repeat-containing protein 26-like. The record is from RefSeq and is a predicted model, not a curated record. Gene Ontology annotation, molecular function: protein binding. Gene Ontology annotation, biological process: proteasome-mediated ubiquitin-dependent protein catabolic process. NCBI's taxonomy places the organism in Eukaryota, Metazoa, Cnidaria, Anthozoa, Scleractinia, Merulinidae. Gene Ontology annotation, cellular component: GID complex.
UAAAUUCCUUGUCUUUUUUGCAAUAUAGAGCAAAGGCUGUUAAGCAGCCACAUUUUAAACACGAUCAAAAAAAUAAUAAUAAUAAAGGGAACAUGCUGUUUCCAUGUGGUAUUUUGAUUAAGAAGACAAGAGUUCGACAAGAGCUGGAGAAAGGAAACCCUGGUUACUAUGGCAACUUGCACUUUGUGAGAGACAGUGUUGGUUUACUCCAAAUAUGGGGAAUGUUUUUGUUUGGACCCAGUCCCCAUGUUAUUGACUUCGAUGACGUCAGUUCACAAUAUGAAGGAAAGUACAUAGUGCUGUAGUUGCCUUUGUCUUGUUGUCCAACUUUCCUGUCGUUGGGUCGCUUCUUCCACAGAGAAUUUGUUCAAAACUGGCUAUCCUCGUGGUCUUCAGCUACCCUGGCCUCGUCUGACGACGAACAGAAAGGUGGACUGUCUCCACCACCGCAAAAAAGGGCGCGCCUUUCCUUGGACCUUGAGUCCGAUAUGCACAAAUCGAAACGGACUUCUAGUGGAAGUGAUGGCGAAACUAGUACUUCCAACGGUGAAUGCAUAGCCAAUGGAGACAGUAAAAGCCAUCUAAAAAGGAAAAUUGUUCACAGAAGCGACGAAGAUGUCGUACGGUUAAUAGUACAACAUUUACAAGGUUUAGGAUUGAACAAAUCAGUUGAUGUCCUCAUGCAGGAAUCGGGCUGUAGACUAGAACACCCAUCAGCGGCCAAGUUUCGUGAGAGCGUGAUGGCCGGUGAUUGGGAAAGGGCGGACGCGAUCCUCAAAGAGCUCAGGCCUUUGGUCGAGAACAAAGAAGACAUCUCGAAAAUGAGGUUUUGUCUGAUGGAGCAGAAGUUCUUAGAAUUCCUUGAAGAAGAUAGACGCAUAGAGGCCCUUCAGUGUUUAAGAACAGAGCUCACUCCUUUGAAAUGUAAUAGGGAAAGAGUGCAUCAACUUAGUGGAUUAAUAAUGUGUACAAACGAAGAGGAACUUUACAAAAGAGCUGAAUGGAAUGGAAAAGGAUCUCUUUCUAGACAAAAGCUGAUGGAUAGACUUCAAUCAUUUUUACCUGCAUCUGUGAUGCUUCCUCCACACAGACUAAGAACAUUAUUAAAUCAAGCAGUUGAGCUGCAAAAAGAAAAAUGUCCAUAUCAUAAUACUAAACUGGAAGUUGGAAUACAUUCAUUUUCUUUACUAAGUGAUCAUCUUUGCUCAAGGAAUGACUUUCCAUGUGAAACAAAAUACACAUUAACAGAACACUGCGACGAGGUCUGGUUUCUUAGGUUUUCUCACAGCGGAUCUAAACUUGCUACUGGAGCAAAAGAUGGCACUGUCAUCAUCUGGGAUGUAUCACACGGUGAACCCACACACCUUAGAACAAUAGAAGGUCACUCAUAUGGAGUGGGAAAUUUAGCCUGGAGUCCAGACGACACAUAUCUUAUUGCUUGUGGUCCUGAGGACUGCUCUGAAUUGUGGAUCUGGAAUAUUGAGACAGGAGAAUUGAAAUGUAGAAUGACUCAAGCUGCAGAUGACAGUCUUACUUGCUGUGCAUGGAAUCCUGAUGGAAAGAGAUUCUACACAGGUGGCAAGAGAGGGCAAUUUUAUCAAUGUGACCUAGAUGGAAAUGUGUUGGAAUCUUGGGAAGGUGUUAGAGUUAUGGGACUCCACUGCCUAAAUGGUGGAAAAGUAGUUCUUGCUGCUGACACCCACAACAGAGUUAGAGCUUACAAUUUUGAGGAAUCAAACGAUUAUGACUUAAUAAAAGAAGACCAUCCGAUCAUGUCAUUUUCUGUGUCAGAUGAUGGUAGACAUGCACUUAUCAAUGUAGCUCAGCAGGGUCUUCAUCUUUGGGAUAUUAGAGAUCGAGUUCUAGUCCGGAAAUAUCAAGGUGUAAGACAGGCAAAGUUCACAAUAUACUCGUGCUUUGGAGGCGCAAAUCAAGACUUCCUCGCCAGUGGCAGUGAAGAUAACAAGGUGUACAUUUGGCAUUCAAAGCGUGAAAAACCAGUUGCGGUACUGAGUGGGCACACGAGAACAGUAAACUGUGUCAGUUGGAAUCCCAAGGAUCCUACAAUGAUAGCUUCAUCGAGUGACGAUGGAACUGUACGGAUAUGGGGGCCUGUUACUAGACAUUCCAAGACUGGUUGUGGAAGCACAGCUGUGUAACAAAACGGGGAACUUUUGUAUAAAUAUUGUCAUGGGAUGCUUGCUGUGGUGUUGAAUUUGUAAUAUACACUCUUAAAAUUCUUUCUUGGUUUUCUCCAGUCAAACCCUGGCUCAUCGAUAUCUUGCAGUAUUCAUCCUUAAACUCUAACUUAUAUGGAACUGCUACGAUCGAGAGGAACAUACAGAACGAAAGGAGGUUAAAAAGCGAACAAUCUCCUUGGGAGUUCUUCCUCUUUGUCCUGCAAAACGCUUGCUUUUAUUUCUAUUUUACUUACACUACCCUCGGCGUCCCGGUGACGUCAUGUACUGAACACGGAGUGUGACUAAUGGUCUUGCUUUGGGCAGACCCUAAGUGCUAAGUUGAAGCUUGAGGCGUAAAAUCUUACAGAACUCGGCAAACGUUAUCAUGUCACUUUUACUGGGUUAGAUGGCAAUGGUAAUGUUGCCUUCUACUUCCUCAAAAUGUUACACGGGAAGAGCGGUGGAAAGAUAAUUUACAUCGUGAAAUUGUUGCCAUUAAUUUUAUUUUUCCCCUUCCUAUCUGUAUAGUGCUGGUCGCUCAAGAUAACGGUCAACCAGGGUUCUUUUUUUCAAACGACUAACGACUUUUUCGCGUUUUAUCCAUACUCGAGCUUUCUAAGCCUUCUCUUUACUUUCUCGCUUAUAAACUGUUCGUUUUUUACGGCUUUGAUUAGUGAAAACAAAUUAUAUAAAAUAGGAGUAUUUAAUUUAUGCUGCGAUAGCAAUAAAAUAACGGUUUUCCACAGCAGUGUAGUUUUAGUUGAAGCUCGGCUAGUGGUAGCCCCCUACGGAGACGGCGCCCUUUGGGCUCGUCACGUAAUCUUCCUCCCCCACGAGGGAGGAAGAUUGCGUGACGGAGGCUGGGUUAGCGGAAGUGCGCUAUCAGUGCACCGUAAGUGUUGGAAUUGAUAUGAAAUUCGAUUGAAAAAAACCUCACUUUUCCAACGAAAUGUAAGUAAAGUUAAGGAAAAUGUCUACUUGUGCGUUUAUCGCUUCUAGUAGACUCACGUUAUAUACAGUAUUUCGAAGGAAAAGUAAAGUAUGUUCCGAAUGAUUUUCUGAUCAAUUCAAAGUCCUAUGUUUACUUGUGGUUAAAGUGAUACGGUAGUUUACUGUGUAACAUUGUUUGGCGCCACUUCAUUCCGUUUUCUGUAGCAUCUGGCGACCAAGAGUAUUUCGAUUUCGACGCCCACAGUAUAGGGUGGUUGUUCUGUGAUGGUUACCGCUGCGACUUUCAAUGGUCAAUGCCUCAUCAUAGGGAGCUUUAGGGCCUAUUCACGUGGAAGUGGGGGACCUCGGGCAGGUGAGGUCCUCCACCGUGGUGGGGUGACCAAUCUAUCCAUACAAUCUCUCUUUUUUUUUCUUGGUCGCGUUCACAUGUACCCCACCAAGGCGGGUUACCCGGUCAGCCGGUACGGGUAACCCGCUUUAGUGGGGUUUAAUUUCUCCAUGUGAAAGCUGCGGAGUGGGGUAACCCGCCUAACCGGGGUAAUCAAAUCACUGCGCCAAAGCCCGCCAAAACACACAGCAGGACAACAUGGCUGCCAACCGCAACGAGCGUGGCGAGUUAUUUCGACGAUUUCACCUCCAAAACCGCUAAAACGCUGAUGAAAUUGACAGUGCUAAUCAGGCAAAUCAGCGGAAUCAAACUGAAGUUUUGCCUGCAACGACGUUGAAGCGAAAAGCAG